AUGGCGAUGCACGCCCUCACUGGCUUCUCGCUGGUCAGCCUGCUCAGCUUCGGCUACCUGUCCUGGGACUGGGCCAAGCCAAGCCUGGUGGCCGACGGGCCCGGGGAGGCCGGCGUGGAGCCGCCUUCGGCCGCUCCACGCCAGCCUCCCCAUAUCAUCUUCAUCCUCACCGACGACCAGGGCUACCACGACGUGGGCUACCAUGGCUCAGAUAUCGAGACCCCUACACUGGACCGGCUGGCAGCCGAGGGUGUCAAGUUGGAGAAUUACUAUAUCCAGCCCAUCUGCACGCCUUCGCGGAGCCAACUUCUCACUGGCAGGUACCAGAUCCACACAGGACUUCAGCACUCCAUCAUCCGCCCUCGGCAGCCCAACUGCCUGCCCCUGGACCAGGUGACACUGCCCCAGAAGCUGCAGGAGGCCGGUUACUCCACCCACAUGGUGGGCAAGUGGCACCUGGGCUUCUACCGCAAGGAGUGCCUGCCCACCCGCCGGGGCUUCGACACCUUCCUGGGCUCGCUCACCGGCAACGUGGACUACUACACUUACGACAACUGCGACGGUCCCGGCGUGUGCGGCUUUGAUCUGCACGAGGGCGAGAGCGUGGCCUGGGGCCUCAGCGGCCAGUACUCCACCAUGCUCUAUGCCCAGCGGGUCAGCCACAUCCUCGCUAGCCACAGCCCCCGGCGGCCCCUCUUCCUCUAUGUGGCCUUCCAGGCGGUGCACACGCCCCUGCAGUCCCCGCGAGAGUACCUGUACCGCUACCGCUCCAUGGGCAACGUGGCCCGGCGCAAGUACGCCGCCAUGGUAACCUGCAUGGACGAGGCCGUGCACAACAUCACCUGGGCGCUCAAGCGCUAUGGUUUCUACAACAACAGUGUCAUCAUUUUCUCCAGUGACAACGGGGGCCAGACCUUCUCGGGGGGCAGCAACUGGCCACUGCGAGGACGCAAGGGCACUUACUGGGAAGGGGGCGUGCGUGGCCUCGGCUUCGUGCACAGCCCCCUGCUCAAGCGAAAGCACCGGACGAGCCGGGAGCUGGUGCACAUCACUGACUGGUACCCGACCCUGGUAGGUCUGGCAGGUGGCACCGCCUCGGGGGCCGACGGGCUAGACGGCUACGACGUGUGGCCAGCCAUCAGCGAGGGCCGGGCCUCGCCGCGCACAGAGAUCCUGCACAACAUCGACCCCCUCUACAACCAUGCCCGGCACGGCUCCCUGGAGGCUGGCUUUGGCAUCUGGAACACCGCUGUGCAGGCUGCCAUCCGCGUGGGCGAGUGGAAGCUGCUCACGGGGGACCCUGGCUAUGGGGAUUGGAUCCCACCGCAGACGCUGGCCGCCUUUCCCGGCAGCUGGUGGAACCUCGAGCGCAUGGCCAGUGCCCGCCAGGCGGUGUGGCUCUUCAAUAUCAGCGCUGACCCCUAUGAACGGGAGGACCUGGCUGGCCAGCGCCCCGAUGUGGUCCGUGCCCUGCUGGCCCGUCUGGUGGACUAUAACCGCACGGCCAUCCCGGUGCGCUACCCAGCUGAGAAUCCCCGGGCCCAUCCCGACUUUAAUGGGGGUGCUUGGGGGCCCUGGGCCAGUGAUGAGGAAGACGAGGAAGAGGAAGAAGAGGCAAGCAGGGCUCGAAGCUUCUCCCGAGGGCGCCGCAAGAAAAAAUGCAAGAUUUGCAAGCUGCGAUCCUUUUUUCGUAAACUCAACACCAGGCUGAUGUCCCAGCGGAUCUGA
Neomonachus schauinslandi (Hawaiian monk seal) is the source of this 1728-nucleotide messenger RNA. RefSeq names its product arylsulfatase family member I (gene ARSI). Bases 1 to 1728 code for a protein of 575 amino acids. The transcript has 2 exons. Lineage: Eukaryota; Metazoa; Chordata; Mammalia; Carnivora; Phocidae. The record is from RefSeq and is a predicted model, not a curated record.